CCGUCCACGUUGCAGACGAGCCAGCCAGUGAAGUCGGGCUUGCAGAUGUACUCCGGGGGCGUGCAGAUCAGGUCAUCCCAGGGAAGCUCGCCGUAUGGCAUGGCCAGGGCUGUCGCGGCAAGACCUAAGAGCGUGAUGAACUUCAUUUUGGCGUUGGAAAGGUAAAUAGUGAAUGUACUGGGAAGGUGGAUGUUGGACUGGAUGUGAAUUUGGAAAGAGAGGAGAUGGGGCAUACUAUGUUCCUCUCUUAUACAUCGUCGACGCCGUGGGAACAGACUCUCUGCACAAUGCGUCGUAAAACAUCUGCCAAAGACUAUUCGGAAAUUGUCAUGUUUAGGGUUCGGUGUUGUGGAGAACGUCGUAAUCCAGAGCCAGGGCGUGAUGGAAUGAAUGAGACCUCUUCAUGACGAUCAACUUAAUAACUCUCUCAAUGGGCAUCGUCCAAACUGCGAGUUUCCCUUGGCCGUUUCUGCGGCACUCCAGGUUCGGAUCAGGACUAGGCGUAGCCAGAAGCCCCUAUCCCAUAGUGAGCAGGAACCUUGAGGUCUACGAUCAGCCCGAAUUUAGACAAAACGGAACGUUCUAUGACGACGUCGGUGUCGGUGGCAGCGUUACGUUGUCAAGCUUUCAACGCCCAGGACACUUAUGCGCUGCGGCUCUGGUGUUCAGACCCGGUGUUGGAAACGCCGUUAGAUUCCCGCCAUGUGGACACGGGCCGUUUACGUCGUAAGCAUGCCCACAAGAGGUCAUAGCCUUCUAUCAGAUCCCGCAAAGUUUACGCUUGCUGCUUUUAUGCGGUAGCGUCUAGUCAAUGGGCCAUCAAACGAGACGUCACAGAUUAGGUUGCUGCCUAACCAGUGCAAUAGAAUGUUAACUUAUACUCAGCGUGAAAUAUCCGUUGUGGCUAGUAUAGCUCGAGCCUCCCGUUUAAAAUAGCUCAAAGUCUGGUAUAUAUACUUCUUUUAGCUAGCACCUUGAAAAUGAGGGUUGAAACACCGGGUGUUAGAGUCGAGUAGAUAUCCAUAGGGUUGGUCGAUGACGAUUGUCAACAGCUGGCCUACUCAGGUAGGUAGGUAGAUCCACAGUCUUGGAUUUAUAGUGUCAACGUUGAAUUAUAUCAU
Hypoxylon fragiforme is the source of this 1121-nucleotide messenger RNA. RefSeq lists its product as uncharacterized. Lineage: Eukaryota; Fungi; Ascomycota; Sordariomycetes; Xylariales; Hypoxylaceae. The coding region runs from base 404 to 730 and encodes 108 amino acids. The transcript has a single exon. The record is from RefSeq and is a predicted model, not a curated record.